CUAUACAUAUGGGGCUAAAAAUAUAAAUAGUCACAAGUUGAAGGUCCAUAAAGCAAAUAACUAUUUACCAUUCUCGUCUUCAACUUUCAGUCUCUGACCUUCCGAGCAAGGUUGAGAAAUGAAUCAUCUGUUGCAGCAGCUACUGAAAUUCUGACAUCUCCCCCUUCUUUCUGCAAUCGAAUUUUUCCCAAUUUCAUUAGCGAUUACAGAAAUUACGACGCUUGAUUGCGAUGAUAAUUGAUAAAUCUCAAAUAGAAUCAAUCAUAUCAAUAUUCGUUACAGUUUAUCCCCACGAAACCUCUGCAUUGAUCUAUUCGACCUCUUCCUUCUUCUUCAUUCUGAGUGCGUAUUUCGUGGUACUACCGUUGCGGGAUGAAGGUGCAAUUUCAUUAGGGUUGGGAAAUCUCCCUGGGCUUUUCGUCGGAUCUUUGCUGCUCACGCUCGUCGCCGCCCCCGUUUCAACUCUCAUUUUUUCACUGCCAAAUCUUUCCAAAGGAAAGGCUUUGGUAUAUAUACACCGGUUUUUUAGUUUGUCUCUUGUCGUAUUCUUCGCUCUAUGGAUUUUUUCUACACCUGGAAGUUCAACAUUCAAUGCCAAGGAUACAAGUUCAGUAAACUCCACUAUAAAGGAGGAGCUGAAGGUUGCAGUUAAUCAAACCAUUUCGGCUGAUUCUGCUACGUGGGAAAACCAUGGGUGGUUCUACAUUGCAGUGAGGAUUGCCAUGUUCCUUUGGGUUGCUCUGCUUAAUCUUAUAACUAUCUCCUCGACAUGGGCGAGAGUGAUUGACGUGAUGGAUAGUGAGUCAGGUUCAAGAUUGUUCGGAUUUAUUGGAGCUGGUGCUACACUGGGUCAGCUCUUCGGUUCGCUGUUUGCCACAGGGAUGGCUUGGUUAGGCCCAUAUUUGCUUCUUGUUGCUGCAAUCUUGAUGGAAUUUGCCGCACAGUCUUCAAGAGGAAUUAACAAGGACAUCCCCGAGCAUUCUGAAGAACUAUCUCCCAUCAGAAGAUCUGAUACUGAUCACAUGAGCGAGAACAAUGGACUACUUGGAACUAGUCUAAAAGCAUCUUCACCAAGAUCUCCUACUUCGACCGAAAAACCUCAGAUCUGGGCUAUAUUGGAGGGCCUGCAGCUUAUAUUAUCAUCGUCUUAUUUAUUACAAGUUGCUCUGUUCCUAUGGCUAAAUGCAGUAGUAUCAUCUUUCUUCUACUUCCAGAAAGUAACUGUUAUUGCCAGUACAGUUACAAGUCCUGUUGGUAGAAGAAGAUUGUUUGCACAAAUCAAUAGCUUUAUUGCUGUUUUUAUCCUCGGUGGACAACUUACUUUAACGGGGCGCAUACUUACUGUAGCUGGGGUCACUACAGCUAUUUGCGCUGCACCAUUUGUUGGGUUCCUUAAUCUAAUUGCUUUAGCCGUAUGGCCCUCAUGGAUUACAGUUGCCAUAUCUGAAACUCUACGUAAGGUGGUUAUGUACGUUGUUACCAGACCUGGAAGAGAGCUGCUUUUCACCGUUGUUACACAAGACGAAAAGUACAAAGCAAAGGUAUGUAUAGAUGUAAUUGUUCAAAGGCUAGGAGAUGCCACUGCAGCUGGCAUGUACAAGCUACUUUUCAGCGCUUUAGACGUCACUCCGUCAACCGUCUCCCUUUACGCAUUGCCUGUGUGUUUCCUGUGGAUAGUAACUGCAUUCCACUUAGGGCGGCGACAAACACAACUUGCCAAGUUCAAAGCAUCUCGAAGACCCGAAACUCAAACAAGAUGACAUUUUCUUUUUCUUUUUUCUUUUUUUUUCCGUAGAUUUUUUCUUGAUUUUGUACCAUAAAAUUUUACUACUUUCGGAAACAAGGGCAUACCAUAAAACUAAUAAUUUAUUGUCGCACCAAUGAAAUCGGUGCUUUUUGU
Messenger RNA from Erythranthe guttata (spotted monkey flower), 1900 nucleotides. RefSeq names its product TLC ATP/ADP transporter. Gene Ontology annotation, cellular component: membrane. The record is from RefSeq and is a predicted model, not a curated record. Gene Ontology annotation, biological process: nucleotide transport. Lineage: Eukaryota; Viridiplantae; Streptophyta; Magnoliopsida; Lamiales; Phrymaceae. Gene Ontology annotation, molecular function: ATP:ADP antiporter activity.